Daucus carota subsp. sativus is the source of this 1747-nucleotide messenger RNA. RefSeq lists its product as uncharacterized. The transcript has a single exon. The record is from RefSeq and is a predicted model, not a curated record. Gene Ontology annotation, molecular function: glycosyltransferase activity. NCBI's taxonomy places the organism in Eukaryota, Viridiplantae, Streptophyta, Magnoliopsida, Apiales, Apiaceae. Bases 189 to 1607 code for a protein of 472 amino acids.
ACAUUGUGUAGAGGCCACUCCACUCAGCUACGGGUAUGUGCAUACAUUCAAUGCAAUCUGUAUCUAUCUAUCUAUGUGGCACUCAAUUUCUUGAUUUUUCUAUCUAAUGCUCAUAUGUUUCUUAUUUUUGCUAUGCAAUUCUUGUUUGAAUCAAUCUUAUUCAUCUCUUAUGUUUUGUAUUGCAUUUGAUGAUGUUUAAAUUGAAACCCUUAUUUGUAUUUUCAACUUUAGUUGUUAUUCUAGCUGUUUCAGUCACAAUCUUUAAUACAGAUCAUUAUAAAGUAGUUAAUUUUAGAUUAGGCCUUUCAAGAAACUACCCUUUGUUGAAAUACUUGGAGGGGUUGUUUCGAAAAACCCGAAAAGAUAAUGAAAUUUUGGGGACGCCCGGAAGCCCUUAUUGUGUUCGAUGGCUAGCUCCGAUUCUUUCGGGUGGGGGGUAUAGCACAGAAGCUUGGUCUUAUAUAUUAGCGUUAGGGGGUUUGGAUGAGAAUGUUAAAAUGAGCAUUGAGCAACAUGGGGAUUUGCUAAAUAUGGAGUUUUGGGAGGGUUUGCCGGAGGAGAUGAGGAAGUUGGCGGUGGAGCUUCAUCAGACGAAAUGUAGGUUGAAUGAGACGAUUAUUGUGUGUCAUAGUGAGCCAGGUGCUUGGUAUCCUCCGUUGUUCGAGACUUUACCGUGUCCGGAAAUAGGGUAUGGGAAAUAUAGGAUUGUGAUUGGACGGACUAUGUUUGAGACUGAUAGGGUAAAUGCUCACCAUGUGGAGAGGUGUAAUCGGAUGGAUUAUGUUUGGGUUCCUACUGAUUUUCAUGUAACUACGUUUGUACAAAGUGGGGUUGAUCCGUCCAAGGUUGUGAAAAUUGUUCAACCAGUUGAUUGGAAGUUCUUUGAUCCGGUCAAGUAUAAGCCGUUUAACCUUCCCUCCAAAGGUACUCUGGUCUUAGGGUCAAGGCCAGCGAAGAAGUCGGACAAUCAUUUUGUGUUCUUGAGUGUUUUCAAGUGGGAGUAUAGGAAGGGUUGGGAUGUUUUGUUGCGGUCAUACUUAAAGGAAUUUUCUGAAGCUGACGGGGUUUCCCUUUAUUUGCUAACGAAUCCCUACUACACUGAAAGUGAUUUUGGUAAUAAAAUUUUGGAGUUCGUUGCGGGCUCUGAUUUGAAAAGACCGGCUCAUGGGUGGGCUCCAGUUUAUGUAAUUGAUAGCCACAUAGCUCAAAUCGAUUUUCCCAGAAUAUAUAAAGCUGCUGAUGCAUUUGUUUUACCAUCCAGAGGGGAAGGAUGGGGCCGGCCAAUUGUGGAAGCCAUGGCAAUGUCUUUGCCAGUAAUCAUAACAAACUGGUCUGGACCAACAGAGUACAUGACAAAAGAGAAUAGCUAUCCAUUGCCCGUAGAGAGAAUGAGUGAUGUUAUGGAAGGACCAUUCCAAGGGCAUCUUUGGGCCGAGCCUUCUGCUGAUAAAUUACAGAAUCUAAUGAGACAUGUGAUGAGUAAUCCUGAGGAAGCAAAGGCUAAAGGUCGUCAAGCUAGAGAGGAUAUGAUUAACAGAUACUCUCCAGAGAUCGUUGCAGGCAUUGUGAGAGACCAUUUGCAACAAAUUUUUGAAAAGACGUUAUGAGAUACUUGUUAGCUGGUUAGUUUUAGUUUUAUGUCACGACAUUAUGUUCAUGUUCGAGUUUGUCCCAGAUUAGUAAAGGAAAUAUAAAGCUCCUGCUUUUCCAUUAUAUUAAUGAGAAUUACAUUUAAGUUGUUAUUAUA